CGCUUUGUUUGGCUCUAUUUGUCCUCUUUCCCAAAUCGUCACAGCGUCUUGAGGGAAACCUUCCAGCCACCGGUAUCCGACUCAACAAGCCUCCUCAAGGUUAGUAUACUAUCUUGCUGCCCGUCCGGAGUCAUCCCAAAGGAAUCUACGCUGCUCUGGCUUCCGAACAAAUGUCUAUGUGGCGGGAUUGCGGGAACCUUGAUGCUGGAUGGCUUGGGAUGACUUCGGAUGAUGACUGCUAGUUCCUCGCCAUUUGGGAUUCAACGCUGACGAUUUUGUGCUCCUACAUAUCAGAAAAUGCCGACACGGUUCUCUAACACUCGCAAGCACCGCGGCCACGUCUCGGCCGGUCACGGACGUGUCGGUAAACACCGCAAGCAUCCGGGAGGUCGUGGUCUCGCUGGUGGUCAGCACCACCACCGAACCAAUUUCGAUAAGUACCAUCCUGGUUACUUCGGUAAAGUUGGUAUGCGUCGCUUCCAUUUGACCCGCAACCUGCAAUGGCGCCCCAUCAUCAACGUUGACAAGCUCUGGUCGCUUGUCCCUCAGCAGGAGAAGGAGGGCUUGACUGAGAACUCUGAUGUUGUUCCCGUUAUUGACGUGCUCCGACACGGAUACGGCAAGGUUUUGGGCAAUGGACAAUUGCCCAAGGUUCCCUUCAUUGUAAAAGCCCGUUUCGUCUCAGCGAAGGCAGAAGCUAAAAUCAAGGAGGCUGGUGGUGUCGUCAAGCUCGUUGCAUGAUCAUUCUCUUCUACACUUGCUUUUAUAUCUCUCGGCAUCAUGGCAUAUCCGCGCACCCAUGCAUAUGACAUCCACGAGGCUUUUCUAUGUAAUCUAUGCCUUCGCAAUCCACUACUGCUGCGAUUCAUGCAUGUGCCAGAGCAUCAUCAUAGACCGACAACGGAGCCUUGAGCAGUUGUUGCAUGUAGCCACUCGAACCUCAAUCUGCGAUGCACGGUGUAACUAUAAUCCCUGCUGUGAAUUAUGCGCUUCGGCGCUGCUUGUGACAC
Somion occarium is the source of this 1010-nucleotide messenger RNA. Lineage: Eukaryota; Fungi; Basidiomycota; Agaricomycetes; Polyporales; Cerrenaceae. The record is from the annotation of a GenBank genome assembly.